AUGUGUCAUCUAACUCCCCACCUCACAAGCAAAUGCAAUUCAAAUCCCGAGUAUCUAGUUUCAAUCGAUGACCAAGAGUCAGAGCAACCCAACAUGAUCACCAGUCCGUUGAUCCAAAAAGGCACAACCAAAGCACCACCCCAUCUCAGGAGUGCCUUCAAAGAACUCAUUUCCAUAGCCAAAAUAGCUCUUCCCAUGAUCCUCACCGGCCUCAUACUCUAUUGCCGUUCAAUGAUCUCCAUGCUCUUCCUUGGCCACCUCGGCGAGCUUGCCUUAGCCGGUGGUUCACUCGCAGUGGGUUUUGCUAACAUCACCGGCUACUCAAUCCUCUCUGGUCUUGCUGUAGGAAUGGAACCCAUUUGUGGACAAGCCUUUGGUGCCAAAAAAUUCACCCUCCUCGGUCUCUGUUUACAGAGAACCGUUCUUUUGCUUCUCUUCACCUCUGUUCCCAUUUCUCUGCUUUGGCUUCACAUGAAGCGUAUCCUUCUCUUGUGUGGCCAAGACGAAGCCAUAGCCGCACAAGCCCAAUCCUAUCUUCUCUAUUCCAUCCCUGACCUCUUAGCACAAUCCCUUUUACACCCAUUGCGAAUUUACCUUCGAAGCCAAUCCAUUACUCUGCCUCUUACUCUCUGUGCCACCUUGUCAAUUUUUCUUCACAUACCCAUCAAUUUUCUUCUCGUUUCUCACCUUAAUUUGGGGAUCAAAGGCGUGGCUUUGAGCGGGGUCUGGACUAACUUCAACCUCGUGGCCUCUUUGGUUCUUUACAUAGUCUUCUCUGGCACACACAAGAAAACAUGGGGAGGUUUCUCUUUUGAAUGCUUCACACAGUGGAAAUCACUUCUCAACUUGGCCAUUCCAAGCUGCAUUUCAGUGUGUCUGGAAUGGUGGUGGUAUGAGCUCAUGAUUUUGCUAUGUGGGUUGUUGAUAAAUCCAAAAGCAACGGUGGCUUCCAUGGGGAUUUUGAUCCAAACAACCUCUUUGCUCUACAUUUUGCCAUCAUCAAUAAGCUUCAGUGUGUCCACUAGAGUGGGGAACAAACUAGGCGCACAAAAGCCAUCAAAAGCGAGGGUCUCUGCUAUCGUGGGCCUCUCUUGCAGCUUCAUGUUGGGUGUCUCAGCUUUGGUUUUUGCUGUGAUGGUUAGAAACAUAUGGGCCAGCAUGUUCACGCAGGACAAAGAGAUCAUAACCCUGACAUCAUUGGUGUUGCCGAUAAUAGGGCUUUGUGAACUAGGAAACUGUCCUCAGACAACGGGGUGUGGGGUGCUAAGAGGCACUGCAAGGCCUAAAGUUGGAGCGAACAUCAACUUAGGUUGUUUCUACCUUGUUGGAAUGCCUGUGGCUAUUUGGCUUGCUUUCUUUGCUGGCUUUGACUUUCAAGGCCUUUGGCUUGGCUUACUUGCAGCUCAGGGUUCUUGUGCUGUUACCAUGUUGAUUGUUUUGAGUCAAACUGAUUGGGAGGCUGAGGCUCUAAGAGCCAAGCAACUAACCACAACCACUGUUGUUGAUGACAGCAAAGAGGUUUGUGCCGAGAAGCCACCCAAAGCUGAAAUCAAGGAAGAUUCUUUAUCAUUAGCUCAUUCGGAUCAAGAUAAACAAUCCUGGGUUUAACUUUUUC
This is a messenger RNA of Abrus precatorius (Indian licorice), 1615 nucleotides long. RefSeq names its product protein DETOXIFICATION 49-like. Gene Ontology annotation, cellular component: membrane. Lineage: Eukaryota; Viridiplantae; Streptophyta; Magnoliopsida; Fabales; Fabaceae. Gene Ontology annotation, biological process: xenobiotic detoxification by transmembrane export across the plasma membrane. The transcript has a single exon. Gene Ontology annotation, molecular function: xenobiotic transmembrane transporter activity; antiporter activity. The record is from RefSeq and is a predicted model, not a curated record. Bases 1 to 1608 code for a protein of 535 amino acids.